Messenger RNA from Copidosoma floridanum, 1068 nucleotides. RefSeq names its product cytosolic prostaglandin E synthase (gene p23). Gene Ontology annotation, molecular function: Hsp90 protein binding; protein-folding chaperone binding. Gene Ontology annotation, biological process: protein folding; chaperone-mediated protein complex assembly. The record is from RefSeq and is a predicted model, not a curated record. Gene Ontology annotation, cellular component: nucleus; cytosol. Lineage: Eukaryota; Metazoa; Arthropoda; Insecta; Hymenoptera; Encyrtidae.
GAUAUGUCUAUGACUCUAUCUGUAUCUCUAUGGUUGCACUUGGUAGGUCAAGCUGUCGAAAUUGUUGAGAAACCUUUCAGUAAAAAGCUUAUUUUGUACGGCUAACUAGGCUAAUCGAGUCGUUCCCGCUGUAAGUCAUUUCGCCAAUAACACAAUGACCCAGGACGGCCAAAGUAUACCACCAUUAGUGAUGUGGGCUCAAAGAAUCAAUAAGCUGUAUAUAACGAUUUGUUUAGAAGACUGUAAAGAUCCAACUAUCGUCACCAAAGCUGAUGAACUAUAUUUUAAGGGCAUUAGUGGAACAGACAAGAAAAUAUACGAAGUAACUAUAAAUUUAUUCAAAGAAAUUGAUCCAGAAAAGACAGAACAGUGUUUUGAAGGCAGACACAUUGACUUAGUUUUAUACAAAAAAGAAAGUGGACCUUUUUGGCCAAGACUUCCAAAAGAAAUUGGAAAAUUCCACUGGCUUAAAAAUGAUUUCAACAAGUGGCAGGAUGAAGAAGAAAGUGAUGAUGAAUACGGGAAUGGCAUGGGCCAAAGCUUAGAAGAUAUGGUUCGACAAAUGGGAGAUCUUGGAGGCAAAGAUAACAUUAAACCAAAUUUUGAUGAUAUAGUUCUGGAUGAAGCAGAUGGACAAGAUAGUGAUGAUGGUGACAUGCCAGAUUUAGAGUAAAACAAAAAUUUCCACACAUCAAUUUUAUAUAAGUGAAAAAUCCUUUAAUACUUUUUUACGUUGAAUAAUUAAAACAAUAGUUAGUAUUUAUUACUUACAUGUAUCAUUUCAUGUAAUUGUAGCUGACCCGAUUUUAUAAAAGAUUUUAAAAUAGUUUGAUUAGUUAAUUAAAAUAAAUUGAAACAUAAAAAAUAAUAAAGUUACACUUCAAAGUGCAAAAGUACAACUUUGUCCAGAGUCCUACUUAGUUUCUUAGCUGAAAGUUCAAGUGGUGAGCCGAAAAUUCAAAUAUAUUAGCCCUGUAUGUUGUAUACAAUUUUUCUUAUAUUUAUCAGCAUCAAAUAAAAUUUUCUUCUAAUUAUUUGCAUUUUACUUGAUACCCUUACAUUAAAACA